UGAAAGACUUUGCGAUCAAUGAUUUGCCAUUGAUAGAUAGAGAGUUUGUAUUUGUCGCAAAUAUGGUGAAAUCCCUGUCUUUACAUUGGAUUAAAUCCACCUUAUUGAUCAGUGAAAAUAAACAAAGAAUUUAAAUGUCGCUGUACGUACAAUAUGCAUAUUUAUGGUGAACACUCAGUUUUUCACAUGCACUCAACGUGUGGAACUUCAGAAAUGGCAAGCGGGGAUAAGAUUCGUGCAAAACAACAGAGAUGCCUAUUAAAAGGGCACUUGUUUUAACAAUUUAUGAUGUUUAAAUAUUUUCGGUGGAGGAGAUUUUUAAAUUUUACUUUGACGCUGAGACAACAAACUUCAGGAAGCAAAUAACUUUUUAUUUACCAUUAAUUCUACGAAUGAGCACUUUAAAAGUAGAGACGUAAAGAUUACAGAUGAAAGUGUGUAUAUGUUUGCGAGGAUGACUCAGUGUUGAAAUCUGACAACAUACAUUUACAUGUUGACUAAGCAACUUGAAUCGAGUGGAAAGUGCUGUUUAGUGACCAGUUUGUACCAUGUCAAAAAGUAAUUCUGAGGAACUAUCUAAAUCAUAACAGUUUCGUCACAGAUCAAGAAGGAGUCAUUUAAAACAAAAUGUUUUAUCCCGAAGGACAGUGUUUGAGGUAAAAUUCAUUCAAUCAUUCAAAAGAGUUUAUGAGAAAAUAUAAGACUAGAGAGAAGAUUGUAUGAAAAAGAAAAAACUAUGACAUUCAGAAUGAAGAAUUUUAAACUUUUGGAGAAAGCUGCUGGUGAAUUGGUGAAAGCCAUUAGCCUGGGAGACAUUGAGGAGAUUCAGAAGCUACUGAACAAGUACAAAAAAUUACGCCCAGAUAUCAGCACGACCAUCACGACGGACGGCACUACAGCUCUCCACUUCAUAGCAAGAUGGCAUCGACAAACAAUCUUAGAGAUGAUAUUGGAACCGGGAAUCGAAAUCAAUGUACAUGACAAUGAUGGAGCUACUCCGCUGCAAACCGCUUUUCUCCACAACAACCUGGAUACUGCAAAGUAUUUCAUAGAAUAUGGUGCUGAUGUGAAUGAGUCUAGCUCUAUAAAAACUGGUGCUAAAAUCAUUCAUAAAAUGGUGACCACUGGACGGCUAAAUGCAGUGAAUAUCCUUAUAGAAUGUGGGGCUUCAAUAAAUUCUGCCGACAAAAUGGGGCGCACUCCCUUACACCUCGCCAUGAUCAGAAACGACGUGAACAUGGCCAAACUUUUGCUAGAGAAAGGAGCAGAGAUAGAUGUUUGUGACUUAAACGGCAUUAAUUCCCUACAUUUGUCCAUAAUAUACCAACAUCCAGACAUUACUAAACUGCUUAUACAACGGGGGGCUGAUAUUUCCUUCAAAGACAAGUCCGGUAUGCUUCCUCUUCAUUUAUCCGUGUCUGCUGGGUUUUUAGACAUCACCAAACAGAUACUCAAGAAAAGCAAUGCUCACAUCAACACCAAGGAGAGGCUCAUGGGAAGGACACCCUUGCAUCUCUCGUGUGCAAUCAACAACCUGCCCAUCACAAGACUUCUGAUUGAAAACGGUGCCGACAUCAAUUUGACAACAAACUUUCGAAAAUCUCCAUUACACAUUGCUUCCACAAACAGGGCCCCCGAGAUUGUUACGUUAUUAUUAAGAAAUGAAGCCAAUGUGAACAUAAUGAGCAUUGGUAAUAAAACUGCCUUACAUAAUGCAAUAGAGUCCAGCCAGGUCGGUAUCACUUACUCGUUACUACAAUACGGAGCCAAUCUGAAUCUCCGCGAUCUUCAUGGCCAUACGCCUCUUCAUUACGCAGCUAGACUAGGCAGCUCAGACUGUGUCAAUGCUUUGCUUAGGUUUGGUGUGAAUGUGAACAGUUACGAUAAUACCCAGAAAACCGCUCUGCACUUUGCUGUCAUGAACAAUCACCUAGACACAGCCCUCUGCUUGAUUCGCGGAGGAAUUAAUUUUAGUACGAGAGAUGAGGAAAAUAAAACAGCCAUGGAUUAUGAUGAGUCGGGAAGGCUGAAUGAAAUAUUAACCAAAAUGUAUCGAGUCUAGAUCUCAAAAGAUUAUUUCUUCUGGAACACCCCGAAUUCAACUAACCAUUCUUCAGCACAUUUUAUAAACCUGUCACUCCACGUUUCAGCCUGGAUACCUGCAUUUAACAACGUGAGAAAAUGACAUUAGUUUUUUCUUGACCCGUUGGUGUGAUCUUAUCUUUUUUUCCCAUAGGUCUAUGGAAGAUCUAAAUUGAUUGCAAGAGAUUCAAGGGCUAAAAAGAGAUUUAAAUUUCAGACAUUAUACUUUCAAUGUUUAGAGAAAACCCGUCCGUCAAUAAGCCAUAAAAACAAUCAGAAAAUUCCAGCAAUUUCUAAUGUUUAAUGUCAAUUUUUGCUGAAAAAGAAAAAAACUGUUAUUGCCCUUUUAACACCUGGUCAAUAACUCUGUUACAAAGAAAAGUGAUUCUCAGCUGAAAUACAUUCUGUGUUUAGUUUCCUCUCUAUCUAUAUUGAAAUUUAUGUACAUAUACUUUGGGUAGUUAUUAAAAAUGUAAUUGAAACUUCAA
Molecule: messenger RNA, 2570 nt
Organism: Ostrea edulis (European flat oyster)
Lineage: Eukaryota; Metazoa; Mollusca; Bivalvia; Ostreida; Ostreidae
Product: serine/threonine-protein phosphatase 6 regulatory ankyrin repeat subunit B-like
Exons: 1
Coding region: 737-2062 (441 amino acids)
Cellular component (GO): cytoplasm
Molecular function (GO): protein binding
Source: RefSeq, a predicted model, not a curated record